CGCUUCUCUCUCUCGCCAGGCGCCGCCGCCGCCGCCGCCUCGAAGCCCCUCUUCUCUCGGCUUCUGCAGCCCCUGCGGCAGUAUGUCUCAGUGGAAUCAAGUCCAGCAGCUUGAAGCAAAAUUCUUGGAGCAGAUAGACCAGAUUUAUGAUGACAAAUUUCCCAUGGAAGUCCGACAUCUGCUAGCACAAUGGAUUGAAAACCAGGACUGGGAAUCUGCAUAUAACAAUGAACCUAUGGCAGCCAUCCUCUUGCAGAACUUACUAAUAAAGCUGGACGAACAUUUUGACCGUGUUUCCCAAGAGAAGAAUCUUCUCUUGAUACACAAUCUGAAGAGAAUCAGGAAAGUUAUUCAGGGAAAAUACCAGAGUAGUCCUAUGCAUAUAGCAGUGGUUGUUUCAAACUGUUUAAGAGAAGAAAGAAGAAUAUUGGCUUCAGCCAGCAUGCCGGUACAGGGACCUCUGGAAAAGUCACUACAGAAUAACCUAGGCUUGGAAAGGCAAAGAAAUGUUGAGCACAAGGUGUCUGCAGUGAAGAACAGUGCGCAGAUGACAGAACAAGAUGUCAAAUAUUUAGAAGAUCUGCAGGAGGAGUUUGACUUGAGGUACAAAACAAUACAGAGCAUAGAACACACCAAUAAAAACAGUGUUGCUGUGAAACAAGAGAUGCUGCUGUUGCAGGAGAUGCUGAAUACCUUAGACUACAAGAGAAAGGAAGCUCUCAGCAAAAUGGCACAAAUCAUCAAAGAAGCUGAAGCCUUGGUGAAUAACUUGCUAACAGAAGAAUUAGUGGACUGGAAGAGGAGGCAACAAAUUGCUUGCAUCGGAGGGCCUCUGCACAAUGGGCUUGAUCAGCUGCAAAACUGUUUCACUCUGAUGGCAGAGAGUCUUUUUCAAAUAAGAAGGCAGCUGGAGAAACUGGAUGAGCUUUUGGUCAAGCUCACAUAUGAGGGAGACCCCAUUCCCCUGCAAAGACCUCACUUGCUGGAAAGAGUGAACUUUUUGCUCUACAGCCUCUUCCAAAGUUCAUUUGUAGUUGAGAGACAGCCCUGCAUGCCAACCCAUCCUCAGAGGCCUUUGGUUCUUAAAACUUUAAUACAGUUCAGUGUUAAACUUAGACUGCUUAUUAGAUUGCCAGAGCUGAACUACCAGAUCAAAGUGAAAGCUGCUAUUGACAGGAACGCCUCUACAAUAAGCAACCGCAGAUUUAUCCUUUGCGGCACUCAUGUAAAAGCCAUGAACAUGGAUGAAUCUGCAAAUGGGAGCCUUUCUGUAGAAUUUCGACAUUUGCAACCAAAAGAAAUGAAAUGUACUGGAAACAAGGGCAGUGAGGGCCCUCAAAUGGUAACUGAAGAACUACACUCUAUAACCUUUGAAACACAAGUCUGCUUAUAUGGUCUGACAAUAGACCUGGAAACGAGUUCCUUACCAGUAGUGAUGAUUUCCAAUGUCAGCCAAUUGCCCAGUGCUUGGGCUUCUAUUAUCUGGUACAACUUGCCCACAAGUGAACCACAGAACCUGGCUUUCUUUAAUAAUCCACCACCCGGCACUUUGAAUCAAGUCUUGGAAGUACUGAGCUGGCAGUUUUCAUCAUACGUUGGCCGUGGACUCAACUCUGAUCAACUUAGUAUGCUGGCAGACAAACUUACAGGACAGCAAGUUAGUUAUGGGGACCAUCAACUUUCCUGGUCAAAGUUCUGUAAGGAACACUUACCUGGUAAAUCAUUUACGUUUUGGGCUUGGCUAGAAGCAAUCUUGGAGCUGAUUAAAAAGCACAUUCUUCCACUUUGGAUUGACGGAUGUAUUAUGGGGUUUGUAAGCAAAGAAAAGGAGAGAAAUUUGCUCAAGGACAAGAUGCCCGGAACAUUUUUAUUGAGGUUUAGUGAAAGCAACUUAGGAGGGAUUACUUUUACCUGGGUAUCGCGGUCAGAAAAUGGAGAAGUGAAUUUCCAUUCUGUUGAACCAUAUAAUAAGGGUCGUUUAACUGCGCUGCCAUUUGCUGAUAUUUUACGAGAUUACAAAGUUAUUAUGGCAGACAACGUUCCUGAAAACCCACUGAAAUAUCUCUAUCCAGAUAUUCCCAAAGACAAAGCCUUUGGAAAGCACUAUAGCUCUCAGCCAAAUGAAGUGCCAAGGCCUAUGGAAGGAGGAACCAAAGGUUACGUCCCCUCUGUAUUUAUUCCAGUCUCCAAAAUCCUGAGUGAUUCCACAGACCCGCCUUCUCCAUCAGACCUUCUCCCCAUGUCUCCAAGUGUCUAUGCUAUUUUGAGAGAACACCUGAGCCCUACCGUAAUGGAAACUGCUUUGAGUUCUCCAUAUUCAGCUGACUGACGAUUCUAAAGUGCAUAUGUAUGCUUUUAAACAGAAACAUUCCUAAGAAGAUAUUUUUUCUAGUUCCCUUUGUAGAUACUCUAUCUGUAUCAUGUGGAGCACAGAUGGGGAACCUGUGACCCUACAGACAUUUCUGGAGUACAACUGCCAUCAUCAAUUACUGUUAGUCAUCCUGACUGGUGUUGAUGAGAACCAUAGGUUCCUCAUCAUUCCUCCAGACACACACAAUUGUCUUUUACCAAACUCUGCUUUCAUAAAUUAAGUCAGUACUUAGCCUGGUUCAGACAUAACAUGGUUUGGGUCCAAAGAACAAGCUGUGAUAAGCCUUUGGCUUGUGCACCCCACCCCUGCUCUCCAUGGUUUAGCCCUGAGGGAUAGCUCAGUCAAUACAGCACAAGACUCUUAAUCUCAGGGUUUGAGCCCCAGGUGGGUCAAAAGAUUCCUGCAUUGCAGCAAGUUGAACUAGAUGGUCCUUUCCAACUAUUCUGUGAUUCUCUUAUUCUAGUCCUGGCUUGUUUGAACUAAGCACAGUGAACUAAGCACCAUUUUAUCAGUUUUUCCAUAACAGAAAGCUGCAGAUGAUUUAAAAUUGCUAAUGGAAGCAGUGCCAGAUUUACG
Molecule: messenger RNA, 2947 nt
Organism: Zootoca vivipara (common lizard)
Lineage: Eukaryota; Metazoa; Chordata; Lepidosauria; Squamata; Lacertidae
Source: RefSeq, a predicted model, not a curated record